Molecule: messenger RNA, 240 nt
Organism: Aspergillus ibericus CBS 121593
Lineage: Eukaryota; Fungi; Ascomycota; Eurotiomycetes; Eurotiales; Aspergillaceae
Exons: 2
Coding region: 1-240 (79 amino acids)
Source: RefSeq, a predicted model, not a curated record
AUGGACUGGACCGCGCGAGUGUACAUUCCGCUUGACCAAGACUCUUCAAAUGACUUGUUCAAGAAGGGCAGUGGUGGUGCCACAGUCAUUAGUGACACUCUGACACGUUACUUGGGUACCGUGAUCUUCGGUAGCAACUACAUUGAACGUGCUGGUCUCGACCUCGAAGAGACGGUAAAGAUUUGCGAAAGUAUCUUCUGUGGAGAAUUCGUGGAUCCCGAGCACAUCCCAGAAAGGUGA